AUGAAGUUUUGUGCCAUUCUCAUCACCGUCGGAUUCGGUUUCGACCGGAGAUCCAACGACUUCAAGGUGCUGAGGAUUUCUAACAUUGUGCGCAAUAAUCGCAAUUAUUUGUGCUACGAUAUUAGAACCGAAAUCGGGAAGAAGACGACCAAUCGCCAGGUGGAAGUGUACAGCCUGAGCACUCGGAGAUGGAGACUGAUUGACGUCAGCGUGCCGUUUGAUGAACUUUGCAUACGCCGGCCGUUGGAUGACCUAUUAAAUUUUCCGACCACCGCUUCAGAUGGGUUUUUCUUCUGGUGGGUGGUGCCCACUAAACAUCAUGGCCGAGUGUUAAAUGGGUCCGUUGCUAUAAUGGGUUUUCGCUCAACAAAGCGAAAGCGUAUGCAGAGGGAGAAAAGCAAUGCAUCUUUCGUUAUAUGGGUUUUGUUUGAAUUUGGUGUGAAGGAGUCUUGGACGAAACUCGUGAAUAUUUCAGUUCUCCUAGACCACCCAAAAAGGCCAUUGGGGUUUUGGAGAAAUGGGUUGAUCUUGGAGAAAGAGAAAGAGAAAGAGAAAGAGAAGGAGAAGGGGCAUUUGGUGUUGUACGAUAUACUAACCCAUACAAAGAAGGAUGUUCUUCAAAUUCAUGGGAAUAAAAGAUUGUUGCAAGUUUUUCCCUAUACAUGUUUGGUUUGA
This is a messenger RNA of Corylus avellana, 675 nucleotides long. Lineage: Eukaryota; Viridiplantae; Streptophyta; Magnoliopsida; Fagales; Betulaceae. The record is from RefSeq and is a predicted model, not a curated record.